Molecule: messenger RNA, 864 nt
Organism: Elaeis guineensis (African oil palm)
Lineage: Eukaryota; Viridiplantae; Streptophyta; Magnoliopsida; Arecales; Arecaceae
Product: eukaryotic translation initiation factor 5A
Biological process (GO): positive regulation of translational termination; positive regulation of translational elongation
Molecular function (GO): ribosome binding; translation elongation factor activity; RNA binding
Source: RefSeq, a predicted model, not a curated record
CAUGUCGGACGAGGAGCACCACUUCGAGUCGAAGGCCGAUGCCGGUGCGUCGAAGACGUUCCCUCAGCAGGCUGGGACGAUCAGGAAGAACGGGUACAUAGUGAUCAAGGCGAGGCCGUGUAAGGUUGUGGAGGUUUCAACCUCGAAGACUGGGAAGCAUGGUCAUGCGAAAUGCCACUUUGUUGGCAUAGACAUCUUCACUGCAAAAAAGCUUGAGGAUAUUGUGCCCUCGUCUCAUAAUUGUGAUGUUCCCCAUGUCACUCGUACUGACUAUCAGCUGAUUGAUAUAUCCGAAGAUGGUUUUGUGAGUCUUCUGACUGAAAGUGGGAACACCAAAGAUGAUCUUAGACUCCCAACUGAUGAGAAUCUUCUUACUCAGUUAAUACAGGAUUGUGGGUUUGGAAUACAGAAUAUGCGAAUUGGGCCCAAUUUGGAUCUGUUAUACAUGAAGCAUGCUGAGAUCAAAGAUGGGUUUGCAGAAGGAAAAGAUCUGGUCGUGUCUGUGAUGUCUGCCAUGGGUGAGGAACAGAUUUGUGCACUAAAGGAUAUUGGUCCCAAGUAACUUGUCUCUGCAUCUCAGAAUGUUGUUGAUCAAAAGAGCUAUAAUGGAGAUUUCUCAGAUUUGAAGAUAUAUAAGUGGUUACUGUUUCCUUGGCUUAAUCUGGCUCUUGUCGCAUGAACCAUGGGCAAUGAUUGGUGAUCCUUGCACAAUUCAUCUCUAAAACUCCUUCCAUAAGGUCUUAGUGCCCUAAUAUCUGUGUUACUUAUUAUUGUUUUUUUGUGCCACUAUUAGUACAUUGCUGGGAAUGCUUGUAAACACGGAGUUUUUUAAUUAUGAUGAACCUUGGUUUAUAUUUUGCAAGA